UUUUUUUUUUUUACUAAUUAUAGACCACUUUUAUACAAAAUGGCUGAUCAACUUACCGAAGAACAAAUUGCUGAAUUCCGCGAAGCAUUUCAAUUAUUUGAUAAGGAUGGUGACGGUGCCAUUACUACAAAGGAACUCGGUACAGUUAUGCGUUCCUUGAACUUGAACCCCACCGAAGCUGAACUUCAAGACAUGAUUAAUGAAGUUGACAGUGACGGUAAUGGAAAAAUUGAUUUUAGUGAAUUCUUGGCAAUGUUGGCUAGAAAGAUGAGAGAUACAGAUUCGCAAGAAGAAAUUCAAGAAGCUUUCAAGGUAUUUGAUAAAGAUGGUAAUGGUUAUAUCUCUGCUGCUGAAUUACGUCACGUAAUGACUUCUCUUGGUGAAAGAUUAACUGAAGAAGAAGUGGAUGAAAUGAUUCGUGAGGCUGAUAUUGAUGGUGAUGGACAAAUUAACUAUGAAGAAUUUGUUAAAAUGAUGAUGUCUAAAUAGUGUAUGCACAUAUAAAUAUAUAUAUUUUUAAAGAAAAAAAAAAUAAAUAAAUAUAAAAAAUAAAGAUUAAUUGUGUACUAUUA
Messenger RNA from Cokeromyces recurvatus, 572 nucleotides. RefSeq names its product calmodulin. The record is from RefSeq and is a predicted model, not a curated record. Bases 40 to 489 code for a protein of 149 amino acids. Lineage: Eukaryota; Fungi; Mucoromycota; Mucoromycetes; Mucorales; Mucoraceae. Gene Ontology annotation, molecular function: enzyme regulator activity; calcium ion binding. The transcript has 5 exons.